Molecule: messenger RNA, 1211 nt
Organism: Pyrus x bretschneideri (Chinese white pear)
Lineage: Eukaryota; Viridiplantae; Streptophyta; Magnoliopsida; Rosales; Rosaceae
Product: glutathione S-transferase F12
Exons: 3
Coding region: 104-751 (215 amino acids)
Cellular component (GO): cytoplasm
Molecular function (GO): glutathione binding; glutathione transferase activity
Source: RefSeq, a predicted model, not a curated record
CAAAACAUAGAUUUGUGCAAUUCUCAUAUAUAUAUACUUAUAAUUUGCACGUUUUCGAGUGUGUCAAUAUAUAUUCUUGUCUAGCUCUUUGUUGUACAAGAAGAUGGUUGUCAAAGUAUAUGGUCCAGUAAUGGCAGCCUGCCCCCAGAGGGUGAUGGUUUGCCUUUUGGAGAAAGGAGUGAACUUUGAAAUUGUAGAUGUUGAUCUUGAGGCAGGAGAGCACAAGCGACCCGAGUUUCUCACCCGUCAGCCGUUUGGGCAAGUUCCAGUUGUAGAAGAUGGUGACUUAAGGCUCUUUGAAUCUAGGGCCAUCAUAAGGUACUACGCAGCCAAGUAUGCAGGCCGUGGUCCCAACCUAUUGGGAACAACUCUGGAGGAGAAGGCAGUUGUCGACCAGUGGCUGGAAGUGGAAGGCCACAACUUCAACGACCUGGUUUACACUCUAGUGCUCCAGCUUCUUGUCCUGCCACGGAUGGGUCAACGUGGCGACGUUGCAUUAAUCAAUGCAUGUGAGGAGAAGCUGGAGAAGGUGUUUGAUGUUUAUGAGGAAAGAUUGUCAAAAAGCAAAUAUCUUGCUGGAGAAACUUUCACUCUGGCUGAUCUGAGCCAUCUUCCUGGGAUUAGGUAUCUGAUUGAUGAAGCUAAACUGGGGCAUUUGGUGACUGAGAGGAAGAAAGUGAAUGCAUGGUGGGAGGACAUAUCCAACAGGCCUUCUUGGAAGAAACUAAUGCAGCUUGCUAGUGACUACUAGAUAGUCAUACCUACUUUGUGCUUCAUAUAUGAUAUAAUUCCGCACUUCUUUUUUCUCUCAUGCAUGCACACUUUGGAUUAUUUUUAGGCUUAAUAAGUCUGAUGAUGAGAAUCAAGGGACAAAUAUAAACAUGGGUGUGGAUACAUAAAAUAAAAAAGAGGUGUGCGGAAAGAUUAUCAUAAUAUAUAUGUGACCUAGAAGAAAUAUUUGAGAGGAGAAGAAAAAUAAUACCUAAAGAAAUCCUACGUUGUGUGAGAAAAUUGCAAGAAAAAAGACAAUAAUAAUAUUAGUCGCAUCGUAUUUAUUAUAGCGACGACUAUUGCUUCUAUUUAAAAGAAAGAGAGAUCAUUUUAAGAAAAAAAGUUGGAUUGAUUUACAUUUCCCCCCUAUAUAUGUAAUAUGUAUGUGUGCUGUGUGACAAAUUAGUUGUGUCAAUAAAAAGAAUAAAUGGUUUUCUUCA